AUUGUAUUCUGCAAUUUCUACGUAGCUUGAACUUUCGGAACUAUCUACACUGUAGUCCAGUAAUACUGGCAUCGCCAGUACAGUAUUCUGUUGCAUGCAGUAUUGUGGAUUGUACGAAUUUGUUGCCUUCUCAGUCCGGCGGUGGGAGUAGCUUGGAAAUACACGUCCCAGUAUGUUCAAGAAAAGAGACAAGAAAGCUAAUUUGAGACGAACCCAAGAUGAUGACGAAGAUAAAGCCGGUGGAGCUGCUGACGAUGACAAUGGCGAAGUGGGACUGGCAAUACAGACGCCCAUGAGCACACAGAAAAAGAAGCGCAAAGGGCCCGCCAGUGCUGAGAAAAAGUCCACUGUUCUCAGUUUUGGUGAUGAGGAGGAGGAGGAUGGUGAGGGUGAUUCCUUUCAAAUUAAACGCUCAGCGCAUAGUCGCAAGGCCAUUCAGCAAUUUAAAUCGAAGGGUAAACGUCAACAGCCUGAUUCCAACACCAACACACAGUUAUCAGCCAAGGGAUUGUACACCAAGGAAGCCCUGGAUGAAUUACGGGCAGCGCAGGCACAGUCCUCGCAGCCAUCCAGCAAUGGGUCUCCCCGUGUCGCCGAGACAAGUGCCGUGCCAACACAGGAUGAGCCGACCGAAGAGGAGCGCCAUGCCGAAGCGCUUAAGUAUGCCGUGGACUCUGCGCUCAAGUCCACGGAGCAGGGCGGUGCAGUCCCGAGUGCCGAGCUCAUCCACCUUGCACGGAAAAAGCGUGAACGAGCACGCCAGACUGCCGAGUUUCUGCCGCUGGAUGAUACAGUACGCGCCGGCAGCAACGGAAAGCAGUCACGUAUGGUGAGAGAUGACGACAACGAUCGCAGUGACGGUGAUGAUGGUUUUGAGCAUCUGAACUUCUCUGACGUGUCACGCAAGGCAGCACAGCGGCAGCAUCGCACAGAAAUGGAGGCGGCCAUCACAGGGUAUUCAAAUCAGGACGCCGCUGUGAGUAAGACGGCUGGAGAGGAGGCAAUGCAUGACGACAACGAUGACGACGACGACGACGGUGAUGCUGCCAUACGCAGGUGGGAAGAGCAGCAGAUGAGCAGCGCUGCAUCGGCACGAUCCCUGGGCACGGCUGCACGCGUCUUAGAAAUGCAGAACAGAAUGGAAGGCCUGGACUCGAACGCUUACGGGCCUAGUCGCUACGGAGCUGCUGCACGUGCGUCGGGCACGAGUGCAGGGAGGUUUGGGACUGUGCCUGCGACUCCCGUCGCUGCACAUUCACCACUGCCUGCACAAUCCGUGUCCUCAGUAAAGCAGCUGCCGCCUAUCCUCUCCAGUGUCACGUCCUCGUCGGUUCUGUCAACUCUGAUGGCAAAGCAAAGCGCUCUCAGUGAAAUCACCACGUCACAUGAAGGACAGAUGUCGCGCACCACCGAAGAACUUCAUCUUUCCGAGAAGGCAGCGGAGUCGUUGGAGCGACAGCUUGCCGAUACGUCCGACAAGUACAAUUUUUUCCAAGAAAGCGAUGGCUAUGUGGCAGACUUAUUGACGUCAUUAGAUGAAAAGGUGAACACGCUCAGUUUGUUGGAGGACCGCUUCAACAGAACGUGGCAAGAGCUGUCCAAGUAUCUGCUGGACCGGCGGAAGCAAGAUCUUGCUGACGAGGCCAAGGAGAAUGACCAGAAUGGUAAGAUGUUUGUCAUGGAGCCGGCACAUCGCCAGAGAGUUGCGGAGCGAGACGCACGCAGAAAUCGCAGGCGCCAGCACAGGAAAUCGUCCGGAAUGCUGACGCAUGACGACGGCCUCUCAUCCGAUGACGAGCUCACGGAAAUGGAGAAGGUCAAAUGCUCAACGGAAAAAGAGUCCAUCGGGGUGGAGGCGCAGAAGCUGUUCGAAGACGUUCCCGAUCAGUUCUGCGAUGUGUCGCUCAUUGGGCAGAGAUUUGAAAUGUGGAAGUUGGCGUACCGGUCUACAUACGACGAAGCGUAUACCCCCCUUUGCCUAAGCAAACUGUUUGCACCGUUUGUUCGCUUGGAGACGUUAUUAUGGAAUCCUCUGGAGGCGGGCCAGGCAAGCGUAGAAGACAUGGCUUGGUUCAAGAAACUGAUGCUGUAUUCUGCCGGUGGUGAUGGCCAAUCGCAGCCGGAUAUUGAGGACGACGAUACGUUCCUCAUUCCCAACCUGGUGGAGAAGGUAAUUAUAACCAAGCUUAGAGAGUUUGUUCGCCAUGGCUGGGACCCGCUCUCAUCCAGUCAGACAGCUAACCUAGUAGCCAUAGUCAAGAAGCUUUUACUGAGUUAUCCGUCAGUGCAUGCUGCCAGCAGACACACAGAGGAGCUGGUGCAGAGCAUCUGUGACAGGCUGAAGAUGUCUGUUGAUGUCGAUCCCUACAUACCACUCUAUUCCAAGAAUGUAAUGGAGAGUCAGCAAUCAGCACCGGUGAUGUUCUUCCAUCGACAGUACUGGUCAUGCUUCAAGCUGUUGCUGAAUGUUCUACAAUGGCACGGCAUACUGUCCAGUGGUAAACUGCAGCAGCUUUGCUUGGACGGUCUGAUCAAUCGCUACCUGCUACGUGCCAUCCAGCACUUCUCACAGCCGUUUGCCUGUGUCGACAGAUGUGCCAAGCUCGUCAAUGCCUUGCCAGAAAGCUGGUUUGCUGGCAAGAAGAAGCACGCUUCUCUGGACGGUCUAGUCAUGCUGAUGUCGUCCAAACUGCCAACCAUGCUCUACCACGCGUCUCUUGGUGCGCCGGACAUGGAGCGCAAGAAAGCAAGGACUGCAUGCCAGACGCUGGAGGGACUGCUUCGUCGGAUCGGCCGUACCAAGGACACAGCGGGUAUGCUUGACCAAUUCUCCUAGGUUCAUGCCCUCGCACAGCGUGUACAUGUAAUUAUGUGUCUGUCCAGUUGCACCAUUAGUACAGUGUAACUUGUAACAGUUGACUUGUCUGUUGAGUGCAGUGCCGCGCAAACAUUUGAAAGUAAACGUCUUGUACAUAGUAUCUGUUGAGAAUAGUGUUUCACGCAUUGUACAUAAUUAUACAAGUGUAUCUCUGGAUCAGCCGUAUUUGUAUUCUGUACGUACAUGUACCAUACAUACAUACAUACACCCAUACAUACAUACAUACAUACAUACAUACAUACAUACAUACAUACAUACAUACAUACAUACAUACAGUCAUACUCUCCUGCAUGUACGUGUUAGCUCUUACUGUGAGCUUGCUAUGCUUUGCGUAUGCUGGUUCUCUGAAUGCUUAUUGGUAUGCAAUCACUUUCUCUCCCAUUUGCUAAAUUUAAAUAAUUGUUCAUUCCUCUGGCUGUCUGGAGGGUGUUUUAUUAAAACCUUUUGAUCUUCUGUUCGAGGUGAAUAGCAAUUUCUGGACAUGAAAAUAAAAUAGAGCCCCACUGGCUGUGUGUUUUACAUUUUUCAUAUCUUUUUGUAUCUUUUGAAUGGCCUAGUGUAAUCCUUCAUCUUUCCAAAUAUGUGACAUUUGCUCAUGCUGUGAUCCCAGAGACUUUAUAGCAGGACGUUUUCGACAGGCCAAUUUUUUGCCCUAAAUUUCAGUGUAUGGUAUUCUGGACAUGAAAGUAAAAUAGCGUCAAUAGGCA
Messenger RNA from Sycon ciliatum, 3585 nucleotides. RefSeq names its product PAX3- and PAX7-binding protein 1-like. The record is from RefSeq and is a predicted model, not a curated record. Gene Ontology annotation, cellular component: nucleus. Gene Ontology annotation, biological process: mRNA splicing, via spliceosome. The transcript has 11 exons. Gene Ontology annotation, molecular function: DNA binding. Bases 173 to 2836 code for a protein of 887 amino acids. Lineage: Eukaryota; Metazoa; Porifera; Calcarea; Leucosolenida; Sycettidae.